Messenger RNA from Cydia amplana, 1579 nucleotides. Its product is annotated as carboxypeptidase N subunit 2-like. The transcript has 7 exons. The record is from RefSeq and is a predicted model, not a curated record. Bases 50 to 1549 code for a protein of 499 amino acids. NCBI's taxonomy places the organism in Eukaryota, Metazoa, Arthropoda, Insecta, Lepidoptera, Tortricidae. Gene Ontology annotation, molecular function: protein binding.
ACAUCUGACUCACGCCCAAUGUUCCUUAACUGCCUGCGAAGUACUGGACAUGGUGGCUCGAGGUACCCAGGUCCAUGAUCCUAAGGGCCCCAGGAAUUGCGUCGAAGACCUGCAGUGGAGACAGCUGGACCGCCGACUACGCGCUAUUGAACAGUCGACAUGGACAAUUAGUGUUUCUCAAUCCCGCUGGCGGCAGUGCGGGAAAAGCGUGUGCCGUUGCGAUGUGGCCCGACGGUCCCUUAACUGCUGGCGUGCUGGCCUCACCACCCUCACAAGUGACCUCCUGGUCCCAUCGGACCUUGUCAAUAUCGAUCUGGGUACAAAUAAACUGCGCACGCUUCACAAGACAACGUUCAAGGGCAUGAGGUCGCUGAAUGAACUGGACAUGUUUGAUAACCAUGUGGAGUAUCUGCCGGCCGGCAUUUUUGACUCUCUCGUCAGUCUGAGGAUACUACGACUGCAAAGAAAUUUUCUAGAGGAAAUUGACAGCGAAACUUUCCGAGCCACUAAGAAACUAUUCCAUGUAGAUCUAUCGAACAAUUUUCUCUACACGCUGCCUGAAAAGUUAUUUGCCAAUAACUCAUAUCUAGAAACCGUCGACAUCUCAAAUAAUCAAGUCGUUUAUAUCCCGUCAGACAGCUUCAUAGGAUUGGAAUCGCUACGCAUUUUAGAUUUAUCUAAUAACAAAAUACAACAAAUCCAAAACGGCACGUUUUUGCUCAAGACCUUAGUAAUUUUGAAAUUGUCAGAAAAUAGGAUCGUUAAUAUAACUAAGAACGCUUUCGAAAGUCUCCUUUCAUUAGAGACAUUGCUGCUGGAUAAAAACAAUCUCGAGAACAUUCCAGAGCGGUUGUUUAGCAAGCUCAGCUGUCUCGUUUACUUGGAUUUGUCGGAUAACAACUUACAAAGCCUAACAGGUGUGGAAUUUGAAAAUCUAAAGCAUUUAAGAAACUUGGAUUUGAAAGGCAACUCUUUGACAGUUCUGCCAGACUACACAUUUUCUAAUUGCUCAAAACUUGAAAAGCUCGAUUUAUCCAAAAACAAGAUGCGCUUUUUAAACAUCACAAGCUUUCACGGGUUAGACAAAUUGGUCUCUCUUAUGCUUUCGGAAAACAAACUGUACGAAGUGCACUUCAAAACUUUUUCGAUGUUAAAGAAUCUCACAACAUUAUACUUAGACGGAAACAUGUUCCCAUCUCUGCCGUCCCGCACGUUAGACUAUAUGCCAAAGUUAGCAAUCGUAAAACUUUCGGGCAACCCUUGGCAUUGCGACUGCCACACACUGUAUAUAUCGGCAUGGGUGCGGCUUAACGAGAUGAAAAUAUGGGACUACUCUCCGACCUGCGUGUCGCCCUGGUAUUUGGAGGGCCAUUUCCUGAGGAAGCUAAAGUUUCCCGAGCUGUGCUCAGGCCAAUGGGCUAGCAUGGUGAACCUGUCCCCUCGCCUGCCGAUACAGCAACUUCUCUCGCUCAAUGUCACAGUUAACAGGAAACCACAGGAAAGCAUGGAGCAAAAUCAUGACGUCACCACUGUUGAUCCUUGGCAUUGAAACGACCUCUACGUUACACUUGUCCAAGAC